UCUUAAUUAUUUUCAAUAAUGGCUCAUUUCAGUAGAGAUGAUGUAAGCAGUUUUGAGUACGUCGAGGCAAUACCCAGGAACGAUAGAACACCUAAGCAACAAAGGAUGUGGCGUUAUAUCGCCAUGGCAGUAGCCGCUGUUGUAGUUAUUGUCGUUGUUGUUGUUGUGGCUGUUGUUGUCACCAAUCAUAAAAAAAAUAAUCAGACCAGCAGCACCGGAAACAACCAGCUUGUGAUUUCGCCUUACUCUAAUAUGCAAGCCAUCGUCACAAACAAUGAUACAUCGCUGCAGCAAAAAGAAAGAAUCUUUGUUAUUGGUGAUGUUCAUGGCUGCGUCAAAGAAUUCAACGAUAUCAUCGCAAAGCUCAAUUAUGAUCCUACCAAAGAUCAAAUUAUCCUGGCUGGUGAUCUAACCUCCAAGGGUCCCGAUAGUGUUGGCGUUAUUAGACGGGCAAAAGAGCUUGGUGUUUUAUGUGUUCGUGGUAAUCACGAUGAUAAGGUUGUCCGUUUAAAAACAUUUGAGAUUGAAAAGGGAAGAAACGCCAUGUACCCAGUAGAUGCCACUAUGCCCGAAGGUGGUGUACCAGAUCCAAUGAAAUUUAAAAAUUAUCAUACUGGUGUUUCCUUUAAUUUCACUCAAUCAGAUUAUGAUUACCUUGCAAGUUGUCCUGUCAUGCUUCACAUGCCCUUUUUGAAUAACACUAUUGUUGUUCAUGGUGGGUUAGAUCCCAACAUUCACUCCUUAGAGAACCAAAUUCCAUAUAUGGUGAUGAAUAUGCGUGAUAUUGACAAAAACAACGUUACCAGUAUUGAUAGCGGAGUUGGCGAGCAAUGGGCUACUGUUUGGAACGCCAAUCAAAAAUUGUUAAACAUGGACAAUACCAUGAUUUAUUACGGCCACGAUUCUAGCAGAGGCUUAAACAUAAAGCAAACCACGUUUGGUCUGGAUACCGGCUGUGUAUACGGUGGCUCACUUACAGCCAUCAAUGUCAAGACACAUGAGCUUACUCAAGUUUCUUGCCAAACCUAUGUCAAAAAGGGCAGCAGUAACGAUGAUUAAAACAUUCUUCAUAAAAAAUUUCUUUAAUGUAGCUUUGUGGUUUAAAUACCAAUUUCUCCUAUACACAUAGAUUGUACUCUUUAUACAUUUUUCGGCAUAUCAACAUCUAAUAACUUUACUAUUUAAUAAAAAUUUUAAAAUGAU
Mucor mucedo is the source of this 1203-nucleotide messenger RNA. Its product is annotated as Metallo-dependent phosphatase-like protein. Gene Ontology annotation, molecular function: phosphatase activity; endopolyphosphatase activity. Lineage: Eukaryota; Fungi; Mucoromycota; Mucoromycetes; Mucorales; Mucoraceae. Gene Ontology annotation, biological process: polyphosphate catabolic process. Gene Ontology annotation, cellular component: cytoplasm. The transcript is spliced from 2 exons. Bases 19 to 1059 code for a protein of 346 amino acids. The record is from RefSeq and is a predicted model, not a curated record.